AUGCCGUCGGGGCCCGCGCUGCUGGCGCUGGCCGCGUUGCUUUCCGCCGUCCCGCCGCCCGGUCCCCGCGGGGCGGCGGCGGCAGCGGCGUGGACCGCCUGGCUGAACGUGUCGUGGGAGAACGGCGUGGACCGCAACCGGAGCGGCUGGGAGGCGGGCGAGAGCGGCCUGUACGGGCUGGACUCGCCGCUGCAGUCGGCCGAGGGGCUGCUGCUGCUGCCCGACAGCCCCGACGCCUUCAAUGCCUGCAGCGCGCUCACCAACUUCAGCGGGGCCCCCCCGGCCGGCGGCUCCCCGGGCUGGCUCGCCCUCAUCGAGCGCGGCGGCGGCUGCUCCUUCGCCGACAAGAUCCGCCUGGCCGCCGAGCGCGGCGCCGCCGCCGCCGUCAUCUACAACUACCGCGGCACCGGCAACGAGGUGCUGCCCAUGUCCCACCACGGUGCUGAAAAGAUCGUUGCAAUUAUGAUUGGCAACCUGAAGGGCAUGGAAAUCCUGCACCGGAUUCAGAGCGGCUUGAAAGUCACCAUGGUCAUCGAAGUGGGCAAAAAGCGCAGUCUUUCCAUGAAUAUCUUCACCAUCCUCUUCAUCUCUGUGUCCUUCUUUGUUGUGGCAGCAGCAACUGUGGGCUGCUAUGUCUCUUACUCUGCUCGGAGACUCAUUAUGGCAAGGGCCCAGUCCCGGGAGCAGCGGCGGCUGAGGGCCAGGGCCAAGAAGGCCAUUGAACAGAUGCAGCUGCGCACCCUGAAGGAAGGGGACAAGGAAACUGCUCCAGAUGGAGAUUCCUGUGUUGUGUGCUUUGAGCAGUACAAACCGAAUGAUGUAAUGCGUGUUCUGACUUGCAACCAUUUCUUCCACAAGACCUGCAUUGACCCCUGGCUUCUGGAGCACGGGACGUGUCCUCUGUGCAAAUGUGACAUCCUCAAAGUGUUGGGUGUGGAGAUGGAUGCAGAACCACGGUCUGAGCCUGUGCAAGCCCCAGGAUCCAGUGGCCAAAGACCUCUAUCCACUGUUACUAUAGUUAAUGAAGAGGACAAUCUUAGUGAAACAGCAUCAUCUGGAUAUGAUUCUGUACAGGGACCAGAUGAGUCUGCUCAGGAGGCACAGGCACCGUCAGAAAAUGACAACACACAUCCUGUGAGUGAAGAGUCCCAGCCCUCCACUGUGACUGUCCUUUCUCAUGGUGACAACCCAGGUUUUGAGGGAGAUGAAACACAAGUUUGUGAAAGCAGAAUUGUUUGUGAAGUCACAUUCUAAGAACAUGCCCAGCCACGUGGUGCAAGCCUUCUGCAAGGAGCUGCCUACUGCCAUUCCAUAUAAAACAAAAGUUGCAAGACUGCUGCAGAAAAUACUGCAUUGGCAAUGCUUAGAUAAAUAGACUUGUCCAAAUCGUAAUUGUAUGGUUUGCCUUUCUUAAAACUGUAUUUCCCACAGGAGUCUUAACACUCUCCAGAUAAAGCUGUCUUAAAUAUCAAGAAAACCAGCAGAUUUUAACUAAAACAAAAAUUCCAUCUUCAGCAAAGCUUCUCUACCGUGUUUGAGUUGUUUAAGUGAGAAGAUUUUGUACGUCAUAGUUGUCUCCACUGGGAGUUGUUUUGAGUUGGGUUUUUUUGUU
Pyrgilauda ruficollis (rufous-necked snowfinch) is the source of this 1612-nucleotide messenger RNA. It is a transcript of the gene RNF128, whose product is annotated as ring finger protein 128. The transcript is spliced from 7 exons. The record is from RefSeq and is a predicted model, not a curated record. NCBI's taxonomy places the organism in Eukaryota, Metazoa, Chordata, Aves, Passeriformes, Passeridae. The coding region runs from base 1 to 1254 and encodes 417 amino acids.